This is a messenger RNA of Gigantopelta aegis, 1454 nucleotides long. RefSeq names its product 2'-5'-oligoadenylate synthase 3-like. Gene Ontology annotation, biological process: regulation of ribonuclease activity. The record is from RefSeq and is a predicted model, not a curated record. The transcript has 5 exons. The coding region runs from base 24 to 1286 and encodes 420 amino acids. Gene Ontology annotation, cellular component: cytosol; nucleoplasm; membrane. Gene Ontology annotation, molecular function: double-stranded RNA binding; 2'-5'-oligoadenylate synthetase activity. NCBI's taxonomy places the organism in Eukaryota, Metazoa, Mollusca, Gastropoda, Neomphalida, Peltospiridae.
GAUUGCUCCACCCCUUUACAGCAAUGAGUUCGGAUUCAGGAGCGCAUUGCCGAUACAUAUUAUCAGUUAAAAGCGGAAGUUGUUCCAAAUGUACGUUCGAGGAUCCAGGUGCCGGAAGAACCGCCAUGCGAAAGCAUAUGAAGAAGAAGCACCACCAUUACCAAUGUCCAAGCUGCAGUAAAGGCUUCUUUCUCCAAAUAUCUCUGCACAAUCAUGUUAACAAUGCAUACCACAAAAUGAAUACCUGUAGAGUCUGCAGAACAUCACGCGAUACUGCAGGCGAUCUUCUGGAACAUGUGAAUGCCAAAAAUCACCAUAUUAGUUUACAAGGCAAUAGCACAUCCAGGACAAACGCUUGGAUGGUUGGCGUAUUAAAAGGAGGUCAGAAGGGAGACAAUCUGAAUGACUUCAUGAAGACAAACGUCUUUCCUGACAAAGAGUAUAAGAUGAAAAGCAAGGAAGUCGUGGAACGUCUAAAGAUGUUUGUUCAGCACAACACAGGAUACAAUGUCAAAGAAGUAUUUGUUGGUGGAUCGCAAGGCAAAAAAACUAAUCUGCUGGGCCAUUCAGACGUUGACCUUGUUAUGUACAACAAUCGCUACGGCACCAUGAAAGACUUCCGGGAGAACUUGCCCAAGGAUUUGGAAGCAUUGACGAAUCAUAUGAAGAAGGACUUGACCUGGGCUAAAGAGGUGAAUAUCACCAGGACGACGAAACACGCGGUUCAGUUUGAGGUAGAACUACCUGGAUAUGCACCCAUAAAAGUGGAUUUGCUGCCAGCACCGGAUCUUCUUCAAAACAAAGAACCGGAGGACAUCUACAAAGAAAUGAAAACAAAAUCCGAGGAAGAACGACAGUAUUAUUCUGUAUGUUUUGCCAAGAAGCAAACCGAGUUCGUGAAGUCCGUUUCCCCAAAUGUUAAACAUCUGACAAGACUCGUCAAGUACUGGGCAAAGACUGAAAAUGUCCCAGUCAAGUCAUAUUUCACCGAACUCCUAGUUAUUGAUUCGUGGAAACGUUGGGGAAAACCUGAUGAAUUCCCCAUUGAGGAAAAGUUCCUGUCGAUCAUCCACAGACUGGAAGACUUGUCCGAUUUGAGGAGGAUGCGAUGGAAAGAAAACUACACUACCAUGAAAACAUUUCCCGACCUUCCACCAGAGGGGCCGGUAUUGCUGGAUGUGAUGAACCCGUUUAACAAUGUGGCGCCAACUGGUGAGGAUGUGCGUGAAGUUGAGGAAAAAGCCACCAGUCUUCUCGUCAGAAAACCAACGUGGAGUACAGAGUAAACCAUAUCACAUCAACCAGCCAGGUUUAGUCGGCCAUUUUCCCGAAUAAGGCUUGGUGACAACAUGUCUACUAAUUCGAAACAAUUAUUACUGUACUCGUGAUGUUAUCAUUUUACAUUCAUUAAUUGUUUUUAAUGAACAGCUGUUGAAUACAAACUUUAUUGCCUU